GAACAGGAAGGUGAGCUGAAGCUCCGCCUCUUGUCUGUUUCCGGUCGCUGUUCCGUCAACAUGGCGCCGAUUAACCGACCGAAGCUCGAGUCUGUGUGACGGUACCGACCAACACGAGUCUGUGUGACGGUACCGACCAACACGAGUCCACCGGAAACUGGAGCUGGAGAGAGAACAUGGAGGAGAAAGCGUUAGAGGUUUAUGAUGUGAUCCGGUCGAUCCGGGACCCGGAGAAGCCGAACACCCUGGAGGAGCUGGACGUGGUGACGGAGAAAUGUGUGGAGGUCCAGGAGCUGGGAGAGGACGAGUACCUGAUCAUCAUCAAGUUCUCCCCGACCGUCCCUCACUGCUCCCUGGCCACUCUGAUCGGUUUGUGUUUACAAGUGAAGCUGCAGAGAUGUUUGCCUUUUAAACACAAGUUGGAAAUUUACAUUUCAGAAGGAACUCAUUCUACCGAGGAAGAUAUUAACAAACAGAUCAACGAUAAGGAGCGAGUGGCGGCCGCCAUGGAAAACCCCAACCUGAGAGAGAUCGUGGA
Molecule: messenger RNA, 538 nt
Organism: Paralichthys olivaceus (Japanese flounder)
Lineage: Eukaryota; Metazoa; Chordata; Actinopteri; Pleuronectiformes; Paralichthyidae
Gene: ciao2a
Product: cytosolic iron-sulfur assembly component 2A
Source: RefSeq, a predicted model, not a curated record